AUGCAUAUUAAUUUAAGACAAUAUAAUAGAUUGACCAGAUUGCCUCGGAUGUAUAAAUUGAUAAGUAUUAGUAGAAUGUGGUCAACAGUCUAGAAUUCACAAGAUCAUAAUGAUUGUUUUUCAGCAAUUCAGGAUUUGAUAAAUUUGAAUUCCACCACUGUGAGAGUGCUCAAGUUUUUUGGAACUGUUCUUGUAUGUGUACAUAUCAUGGGUUGUCUCUGGUAUCUAGUUGCUAAACUGAAUGACUUUGGUCCAAACACUUGGGUAUAUGAAUUGGAUUUACUGAACAAAAGUGAAUAUGAAUUGUACUUAACCUCCAUCUAUUGGGCUGUAGCUACUAUUUGCACAGUGGGAUUUGGAGACAUCCAUGCUUUCAAUGACACUGAGAGAAUUGUGUGUAUAUUUUGGAUGUUCUUUGGAGUUGGAUUCUAUUCAUUCACAGUUGGUUCACUCUCCACUUUGAUGGGUACUUUGGAUACCAGAGAAUCUCAUCUGCAGAGCAAGAUCACUUUCAUGGAUGAGUUCUGUGAAGAAACCAAAUUGUCCCUAUAGAUGAAACACAAAAUCAGGAAGGUCUUGGAAUACAAUUCGAUGAUUAACAUAUUCUCAUCUGCAGAAGUGGAUGAGUUUCUAUCCGAAAUACCCACCAAUCUCAAAUAUUAAAUUGCCCAAGCCAUGUAUGCUGGUCUCAAAAAUAGAGUCUCCUUCUUUAAGAACAAGGAUUCAGUCUUCAUCUCCACUCUCAUUCCUAAGUUAUAACCUUUGAAAAUAAAUGCUGGAGAAUUUGUGUACAACAAGGGAGAAUAUCCUAAUUAAGUAUAUUUCAUUGUCAACGGCAGAGUCAAUAUGGUUAUUGGAGUCUAUUCAAUCACCUUUAAAACAUAUGUAACAGGUAGUUAUUUUGGGGAAAUUGAAAUAUUUGAUAACAGUGCACGCUUUCAUUCAGCCAGAGCUGAGUUGGAAUGUGAAUUGUUGGCCAUUGAAUAGGAUGUAUUUAAAAAAAUAUUGCAAGCAUUUCCAGAAUAUUUUGAAGAAAUUAAAACAAUCUCCUUAGAAAAAUUAAAGAGAGAAAAAGAGGCCAUUGAAAAACUGUAGGAUUUAACUGGACUCUCAUAAACCUCUGAAUUCUUUAACAAGAAAAGAACUCAAUCCAUCUAUAAAUCAAUUAAAUAGAGAGAAUCCGUGCAAUUCAUAGAUUACAGUGAAGAAUCAGAAUAAGAUAUGAAAUCAAUGAGAUCCAGCAAAUUUGGCUUCUUCAAAAAGAAAACCAAUCAUUUGAUGCCCGAAGAAUCUCUCACUACUCGAUUACAUACUCAAGAAGAUACUUCUUAAAAGAACCUUGUAGCUUCAGAUAGUAGCCACAAAAAAAAUGAAGAACUUGAAAAAGUAAUCACUUUGCCCAUUCCAGAUUAAGUCAAAAGAUAGAGUGAACAUAAAAUUAAAUUAUAUGGAGAAGUACCAAAUCCUAUUUCACAAUUUAACGAAGAUACUGAUUAAUCUCAAUAACAAAAAAGUAUUCAAAGAAUCUAAAGUGAAGAACCAACUCGGCCUUCUAAACCUAAAUAAGUUAGAUAUAUUAGCCAGAAUCUCAGAUGCAGUCCAAAGAGAAAUGACAAUCGAAAACCAUCCAUCUAGAUUAAUUCCACUAAUGAAAAUUCAAACUCCGAUACUCCAUUUAUCUCUUCAGUCAGGUCUAACUUCAUCAAACCUUCCAUUAAAAUUGAUGAAGUGUCUCAUGAAUCAGAAGGGUCAAAUAAAAACUCUCCUAAAAUGCCCAUACUUUCUCAAAAUGCCUUAUCUCCUUAGAAUUCCCCCAGAAGAAAUUCUAUACCCUCGAGAGUUCCAAAACCAUCUCCUUUUCAAACUCAACAAUCUAUUUUCAAAGCUGCUAGCAACCAAUAUAUUGAGGCAAGUAAACUUAAGAAUUUGCCCAGAUUGGGUGGAUUCAGAAGGACAUAUAGAAAAGAAAGGGAAAUCGAAGUCUUAGAAGAAACAAUUGAAAAUGAAGAUUAUACUUAAUUGCAAUCAAAAUUAGUGGAGUUGUUGGAGAAGAUUAAGAAAUAGAAGGAAGAAUAAAAAACAAAAAAGUAAAAGAUCUAAUUCAAUAUCAUAAAUCCAUUGCCUAAAAGGAUUGUUUUGCAAUAAAAAGAUUCCAUUAGUAUUUCAGAUUUACCAGAUGUUGAAAAAUAAUAAUUAGAUAGUAAUAGUAGUGGUAUAUUAGAAUGA
This is a messenger RNA of Paramecium tetraurelia, 2226 nucleotides long. RefSeq lists its product as uncharacterized. The record is from RefSeq and is a predicted model, not a curated record. Lineage: Eukaryota; Ciliophora; Oligohymenophorea; Peniculida; Parameciidae. The transcript has 2 exons.